Ectocarpus sp. CCAP 1310/34 is the source of this 1917-nucleotide messenger RNA. The record is from the annotation of a GenBank genome assembly. NCBI's taxonomy places the organism in Eukaryota, Phaeophyceae, Ectocarpales, Ectocarpaceae.
ACAGCAAGCAAGGUCUGGGCUCCUUUACUCGUGGUACACCAUGGCUCAGCGCGGUGUAAUUCAGGGUCAAAUAUUUCUGGACUCGUUCAACCCCAUCCUGGAGAAUGCCAUCAAGCCGCGGCUGAUGGAGGGGAAACGAGAGCCGUGCGAGCUCAAGGUUUCCGACUUCGACGACGUCAUGUACACCGUAGAGGUCCCACCAAACAACCUCAGCACGCUGUCCCUGUCCAUAGCCAUCAACGGCUGGGAUCAGAUCUCCAGCAAUGGUGGGUCGGAAGUGCUGGCGACGAAGUACCAGGGGAUGAUAUCUCCCCAGGUACGUCCAGGGCACAACCUGACGAUCACCACAAACCUGGAUAACCCCACCGUACCUGCGGAGCAACUUCUCAAGAGCUUGACGGAGCUGAAGCGAAAUCUGAUGGCGGCCCCGUUCGAUCGAGCGUUCGACGCUCUGAGGGAGGGGAGGGGUGGCAGCGUGCCCCCGGCGGCGAUCCCGUGGCGGAAGAACGAGGUGGUCUACGUCGUGCCCCAGGCGGAUCGCGUCACGAUUAUCUUCGCGAUCGAUUUCACGGAGUCUGACGAGAGGGCUAUUGCCAAGUCCUUCCUAAUGGAGUUCGUGGACGCCCAGCGAGUGGCCAACAACUCCCCACCGUGCACUUUCACGCCCGACGCGCCGCUAGAGCUCAAGAGCAUGCCCAUGCCGCCGAGCCACACGCCUGUGGGCUUUCUUAGUUUUGUGAUCUUCCCGCAGCACGUCGACAGGGGCCGGCAGGAGAAGACUAUAACGCUCUUAACGGGGUUCCGCAACUACCUGCACUACCACCUCAAGGCAACCAAGACCUACAUGCACAUGCGCAUGCGGAAACGAGUGGUCGGUCUGCUGCAGGUGUUGAGCCGAGCAGUACCCGAGGAGGAGGCGAAGGCAAAGAAGACCGCUAAGGGACGCACGUUCAAUCGAGGAUGAAGAAGUUUGUUGCGACACUGUAGUGUUUGUUGCUGGUAAAUUAGUUGUCGUUGUUGAAGGAAUUCUGCCGAGAAGAGUUUUGGCUGUUGGUAUGCGGCAGACAACGGAACGAGACUCGCCGCCGAGCCUCGAGGGCCAACCAAAGGUGGUACUCUCUGCGCUGCUGCUUUGUAACUGCCGCACUCUGUGCGCUGCUUCUUUGUAACUGUGGGGGUGAAUUUUUUCGCUAGUACAGUUUUUGGUCGAGUAUGCGGCUACACUUGGCAUCCCGUCUUGUCUCCGUUGUUGUGUUACCUGUUGGUAGAGCUGUGGGUCUGUAGUUUUGCGUUGUUUAGAGGAUCGGCCAUGCAGCAGUAGUCGCGCCGCUCGUCUGGGGGGCGGGAAUGUAUGGUACUGCGGCUAGCGUGUGCCGAGGAUGGCUUGUCGUGCCCUCUCUCUGUGCUGCCUCUUUUUAAGGGCCUAAGAUGCAAUGGGUUAUUGCCACAUACUCUUUGAAGUAGGCGGUUGUAAACUGCGAUAUUUUUUAGCUGUCUGAAGUCUGGGCUCUCCGGGGUGACACCGGCGCGAACCUGCUGCAGGUCGACGAGAGAUGUACCGGGGGAUGCCCUGGGAGUCGACAUUCGGCCCAGCGAUGCCCAGCAGAGGAGCACUCGCCAGGUCUCGUGGAAUCGGUGAAAAAAACAACCAGCUGUGGACUGCUCAGCUUUUCUUCGCCUUCCUGGCGCGCUCCCUCUCGACCUCCGACUAUUUGCCGUCCUUGUCGCCCUGUUACUGCCCGUGGUGUCGCUCCCUCUCGAUCGCCUCGGACUCCUUGACGUCCUUGUCGCCCUGUCGCUGCUGCACCACAGUUAGUCCAAGGGGGAUGUGUGUUUGGAGUCUUGUCUUUCCAGUGAAUGGGAUAGGACGGAACUUGGUACUGGAUACUGUUUGAGUCUGUACACUGCAAGUUCUCC